AUGGUCAGCAUGGUCGAGACCUCGUGGCCGCCAAAAUCCCCUCGGGAGGCUCUUCUCAGCUCCCCGAGCGGUCGCAGGAAGUUUCAGGAAAUGCAACGCCGUGGAGAAGUCUUCGGGUCGCCGUUAAAACACUCAAGCACGACGCCAAACCUCCGAAGUAAAACGGAACGCCUCCUGGAAGAUGGAGUAGAAGAUCUCGACGAGGACGAGGACGAGGAAACACUACAAUUGAAACUGGCGGCCAUUCAGGCGCGCUUAAAGCUGAAGCAACUACAAAAGAGCCGCGGAAAGUCCUCUACGCCAGGACCCGAUGCACACGAGGAGAAUGAGCCUUUUCCCCGACCGGCCUCGAGUUUCUCAUCGCGGGCCCAUGAUUUUCAUACAAAAAGUCAGAAUACGAGGUUACCGCCAGAUGAGGUUCAGGUCCCGCUGUCGCCAACAAGACGACUAGCUCCGGCGGCUGAUCCGGUGUCUCCCCGGCGCAUUAUUCUCGGAGAUAAAGGACGGAAAGCCAGCGACGUCUCACUCAAACGACCUCCCCCGUUGAAGUCCACCAGCCGACCAACAAGUCGGUUAGGCAGUCGAGAUGGACCCAUAUCCCAGACACAGUCAUUUCCAGGCGCAGACGGAAACAGGCCCAAGAGCUUUAGCGAGCGUAUGGCUGAAAGCAGGUCGGCUGACAAACUCCGAAAGGAACGAGCAGAAAGACUUCAGGUCAACCGCAGUUCGGCAUUUCAAUUCGACAAGAACGAAGUAGAAGGAUUUAAGGCAGCAGCAGCCGAGGCCAGAGCGAAAUCUCCCGUUAGAUCGCCAACGAGGAACCGGCAGGCCGAAAGCUUUAGUCGUGAGGAUGUCCUACGAUCAUAUCAUGACCGCAAGCCGCCGGCUCUCAAAAGGAGCUUGACCGCGCCCAGUGCACAUAAAACCGGUGCAGAGGCCGGUUCCACGGCGUCAAGGUCCCAAUUUCAUAAGCGUAACCACAAUUCCGAAUCAGGCGCCUUUGCGUUCCCGGAUGGCUCCUCUCAGGCUGGGAGCGAGAGAGAAAAAAUUUCGGACAAGGCGCCCGAUGCAUCGAAAUUUGAAGCCUUCUCUUCCUUGCAUCUUUCAAACCGCAUUUUACCUCAUUCCUUUCUUUCUCGAACACUUGCCGACAAAAAGGUUCUGCAAAUUCCAGACCUCCUUCGGACGGUAAAAGGUCCUGCCUUCGAGUUACCAGAAGAUGUCGAUUGCGACUUCGUUGUAUUUGGCAUUGUGGCUUCCAAGUCAGAUCCCAAAGAAAAGAAAGAAUCAAAGAACAUUUCUGGGAAGGAGGCUGACCCCUUCGACGACGGACUGAAUAAUUCAAAUCGCUACAUGGUCAUCACACUCACCGACCUCAAAUGGAGUAUCGAUCUUUUUCUUUUCGACACUGCGUUUCCGCGUUAUUACAGGCUCUCAGAAGGUAUCCUCGUGGCCAUUUUGAACCCUACGAUCAUGCCACCCCCGAGAAACAAGCUUGACACAAACAAGUUCAGCCUUGCGCUUUCGUCUUCGGAUGACACAGUAUUAGAGGUAGGCUAUGCGCAGGACAUCGGGUUCUGUAAGGCUGUUAGAAAGGACGGCAAGACCUGUCAUUCGUGGGUGGACGGCCGAAAAACCGAAUUUUGCGACUUUCAUGUUGAUCUUCAGGUUCGUCGCACGCAAUCCCAGCGCAUGGGUGUCAACGGUGGAACCGGCAUGUUCGGCCCCGGGGGUAGUUCGGGUACGCGGACUGGCUUCUGGGGUGGAGGGAAAAGAGGAGGAACUGGGGCUGGGGCAGGGUCUGGGGCAGGUAACAGGAACGGUCUGAAACCCAAUGGUGCCCAAUAUGACAUGCAAACUCAGUCAACAUACUAUGUUGCACCGGCUCCCAAAUCGGGAAACGAAAGCAGCCAUGCCUUUGCCCACAGGCAUCUCGGACAAUCUGCGGCCAGUCUGAUUGAUGCCGACGACGAUGACCCUUUCAUAGCGGCCGGCAUGAUGGGCCGUGGCGCUCAAAGCAAAGAAGAGAAAUUCCGAAAACGCCUCAUGGAGCAGAGACGAGAACGAGAAAUCAUAAAGAAGCUCUCUGCGUCUCGCGGCCCCGGAAUAGGUUCUGAAUACAUGCGUGCUCGUAACGCGGAAAAUGUCCCAUCGCAGCAGGCAGAAAAAUCCUCGCAGGAUAAGGGAAGGCCAGCUGGCGCUAGCCAACACGCCUACAAUCUUGGCCUGAUGGGAGUGCGCAGGGCGGACAAUGUUAAACUAACACCGUUGAAGCGCACCCAUGAUGGCGAUCGACCGCAUGGCAGCGGCGUGAAAAAGACCCGGUUCAUCACGGCCAAGGGCAUCAAAGAAGCCGGUAGAGACAGUCUGGGAGGCCAGACCGAGGCCGUGAACCAACAUACUUAUGACGACGAUGACGAUGACGACGAUCUAGAAAUUAUCUAG
Aspergillus steynii IBT 23096 is the source of this 2445-nucleotide messenger RNA. Its product is annotated as Mcm10/DnaG-type zinc finger protein. Gene Ontology annotation, biological process: DNA replication initiation; DNA replication. Gene Ontology annotation, cellular component: replication fork protection complex; nucleus. The transcript is spliced from 2 exons. The coding region runs from base 1 to 2445 and encodes 814 amino acids. Gene Ontology annotation, molecular function: single-stranded DNA binding; DNA replication origin binding. The record is from RefSeq and is a predicted model, not a curated record. Lineage: Eukaryota; Fungi; Ascomycota; Eurotiomycetes; Eurotiales; Aspergillaceae.